GUGUCACAUGUGUCAAAGUCCUGCUGAAUGAGCACCUAGCAACACUUAGGUAAUCAAAUCUUUGAAAAACGCGUAUUUGGAAAUGUAUAAACGAGCUUUAACUGAUCGGUUUGACAUGUAAUUAACCGUCGCUGAUUAUAUUUUAAUUGCUAGGCGACGUGUUUAUUAUGAAUGCGGUCCGUUUGAGGCUGAAGUCCUUCACAUUCCUGUUGGUUAAAUGCGGAUCUCUCUCCGCUGCUGCGCCGCCGGCCGCCGCUCGCUGUGACUCUCGUUCCCCGCGGACUGUGUUUCAGUGUGUCCGAACAAUGGCCUCUGUUAGUAACAACAACAACCCGGAGAUGCGGCCGGGUCUGAAUAAGGCCAGGCAGAGGGAGCCGCUGCGGCGGGUGAAGACCAAAGAGAACCGGGGGAAGAAGCGGGAUCUCCACGGACCGUCCACCGUGUACCUGCAGGUGGUCGGAGCGGGGAGCAGGGACAACACUGCGUCACUGUACGUCUUCUCCGAGUUCAACAGAUAUCUGUUCAACUGUGGUGAAGGAACGCAGAGACUCAUGCAGGAACACAAACUUAAAGCGACUCAGCUGGACAGCAUCUUCCUGACCAGAAUGAGCUGGCAGAACGUGGGAGGUUUAUCAGGGAUGCUUUUAACGCUGAGGGACACUGGUGUUCCAGAGUGUGUCCUGUCUGGACCUCCACAGCUGGAGAACUAUCUGAAGGCCAUCAAGUCAUUUUCUGGGCCACUGGACACGAUCAAGCUGUCUGUGCGACCGUACACUGAGGAGGCGUAUUCAGACGACACCAUGACCGUUUAUCAAGUGCCCAUAUUUGCUCAGUCGAGAAGCAGAAACGGAUCCCCCAGGUCGGGCAGGAGCAGCCCGCCUCAAGGUCCCGCCUCCACCGGGAUGGACGACACCUGCAGUAACAGCCACACAGGAAGUCCAGGUGAAAGACGAGGUGUAACCAGAGAUCCGUCUCUGGCGGUUUCCUUCAUAUGUAAGCUUCACCCCAAGAAAGGGAAUUUCUUAGUGCUUCAAGCCAAGGAGCUGGGUUUACCUGUAGGCACAGCAGCGAUCGGCCCGCUCGUAACGGCUCUGAAGAGCGGGAGAACCGUCACGUACGAGGGGAGAGAGAUCCGACCCGAGCAGGUUUGCACUCCCACCGACCCCGGACCAGUCUUUGUUGUCGUCGAGUGUCCGUCCGAGGAGUUUGUCGAAUCUGUUUGCAACAACCGGCAGCUGAGGAGAUACCAAACCGGAGGCUCGGAGGAUCCUGUGGUUCUGGUCGUCCACAUGACUCCAGACUCGGUUCUGAACACAGAUGAAUACAAGAAGUGGAUGGAGAGGUUUCCAUCCACAACAGAACACCUGAUCCUCAACGAACACGUCAACACGUUCCACAACAUCAGAAGCCACAAGAUUCAGGCUCAGCUGAACAUGAUUCACCCCGAGAUCUUCCCACAACUCCAUUCCUGCAGCUCAAAGGAGCUCCAGGCCGCCCUGCACAUCCCCAACGUCAGAGGCGAGUGUCUCCUCAAGUUCCAGCUCAGACCUGUAAUGGAGUGGCAAAGAGACUGCAUCCCCUCCUGCAACACGGAGGAGUUUGUGAAAGAGGCUUCAGAGGUCCCAAACUUUCUGGAAGAAGUGGACGAGUGCAGGAAGAUCUGCUCCUCCGACGCUGCGGCGGGACCUCAUGGACGAGGAGAAAAGUAUCCUGAGGUGGUUUUCGUGGGAACAGGAUCGUCUCUUCCGAUGAAGAUCAGAAACGUCAGCGGCACUUUAGUAAACAUCAGCCCGAGUCAGUCGGUGCUGUUGGACUGUGGCGAGGGGACGUUCGGGCAGCUCUGCAGACUCUACGGAGAAAACGUGGACCAAGUUCUGUCCAAGAUCUCAACCAUCUUUGUCUCUCACAUGCACGCCGACCACCACACAGGGCUGCUGAUGAUCCUGUACGAGAGGAGAAGAGCUCUGGCAGUGAUGAAGAAGCUGUUCAGUCCCGUCUACCUGGUGGGUCCGCCCGGGAUCUUGACCUGGCUCAACCAGUACCACGAGUACUGCGAGGAGAUCCUGGACCACAUCAACUUCAUCCCCAACAGAUCUCUGUGCGAAGGAGCCGAGCCUCCGACAGAGAGGACGAAGUCGCUCAUCAAUGUGCUGCUGAAGAAGAACAACCUGAAGAAGUUUGAGACGUGCAUUGUGCGUCACUGUAAGAACGCCUUCGCCUGCAGCUUCGUUCAUCAGUCAGGAUGGAAACUGGCGUUCUCCGGCGACACGAUGCCCUGCGAUGCCUUCGUACACAUCGGAAAGAAUGCAACGUUACUGAUCCACGAGGCGACGCUGGAGGACGGGAUGGAGGAGGAGGCUGUGGAGAAAAGACACAGCACCACCUCCCAGGCCAUCGGCAUCGGCAUGAGGAUGAACGCCGAGUUCAUCAUGCUGAACCACUUCAGCCAGCGCUACGCCAAGAUCCCUCUGUUCAGUGAAGACUUCACUGACAGGGUCGGGAUAUCGUUCGACCACAUGAGAAUUCGCUUUGGGGACCUUAAAAUCCUCCCCAGGCUCAUUCCGGUGCUAAAAACCCUAUUCGCCGAGGAGAUCGGCGAGAUGGAGGAGCGGCGAGACAAGAGGGAGCUGAGGAAUCUGGCAGGAAGCAGCUUGGAGGUGGACUACGAGGGAAAGACGAGCGACGCGAGCCGAGCUGCCAAGAGAGACCAGAGAGAGGAGGAGGAGGAGGAGGAGGAGGAGGAGGCGACACGCGACGUAGAGACGAAGAGGCUGAAGACCAGCUGAAGAUGAUUUGAGUCAAACACGAGGAAGAGACUCGAACUGAAAGCAUGAGUUGUCUUAUUUAAAUGCAUUUUAUUUGGCGUGUGUGGCUUGAUGGAAGAGGACUCGUGUGUAUUCCGGCGCACAAAGCUGAGCUCUGAGUUUAGUUUUAGCUUUUUUUUUUUUUUUUCAUUAAACACAAUAAAAUGAGAACACACAG
Messenger RNA from Acanthopagrus latus (yellowfin seabream), 2982 nucleotides. RefSeq names its product elaC ribonuclease Z 2 (gene elac2). Bases 168 to 2786 code for a protein of 872 amino acids. The record is from RefSeq and is a predicted model, not a curated record. Gene Ontology annotation, molecular function: 3'-tRNA processing endoribonuclease activity. Gene Ontology annotation, cellular component: mitochondrion. Lineage: Eukaryota; Metazoa; Chordata; Actinopteri; Spariformes; Sparidae. The transcript has 24 exons. Gene Ontology annotation, biological process: mitochondrial tRNA 3'-end processing.